This is a messenger RNA of Choloepus didactylus (southern two-toed sloth), 3168 nucleotides long. It is a transcript of the gene FAM43A, whose product is annotated as family with sequence similarity 43 member A. The record is from RefSeq and is a predicted model, not a curated record. The transcript has a single exon. The coding region runs from base 954 to 2219 and encodes 421 amino acids. Lineage: Eukaryota; Metazoa; Chordata; Mammalia; Pilosa; Megalonychidae.
GCGAGCCGGCCAUCGCGCGCCGCACCAGAGAAGGGAGCGCUGCAAAGGCGGGCAGCCAACCGAGCGGAGCCUGGGAACUGAGCUGAACACCGCGGGAGGGAAAAAAAUGAGGUAGCGGCCAUCCCCGGAGCCGAUCAUGAGCGUGCCCUGCUCUCGAAGCCCUGCGCUGCCCUGGCCGAGCCAGCCCAGACAGUGAGCCGGUAGAACCCUGAGGCCCCAGCGUCCAGCGGGAGCGAAGAUGCGGUGAGCCACCGCGCGAUUGCAGCGCGGGCCCGCCGCGGCCAGCCGGACCCACCAUCCGACUGACUGCACUUUGGGAAAGCAGCUGAUUCUGGGACCAGCCGGGCAGAGGGGCUUUUUGUCUCCGGCACUCAUUGAGAGUGGAGAGCAUUGGGCCCUUGGCACGCUAGCUAAGUUUCCGCGGUUUCUGGCCCCAGCCUUCGGGGUUGUGUGUGUAUGUGAGGGGGGACCCUUUUUACCUUCGCAGAGGAGUUUCUGCAUCCUCUCGCACAAGUCCCUGAGCUUUUUUGGAGGGUUCCCUCUAUUUGCACGACCGCAACUAGCAUUUUUCUAAGAUAUUUUCCGCUCCACUCUUGUUCCGUCUUUUUCUCAUUUUGUUUGCCUGAGACUUUUUUCCCUCGUCCAUGCCCAGGCUGGGGUAAUUUUUUUGUAAUUCUGUGUAUGCGCGUGUGUUGCUGUUUUUUUUCCCCCCACGCGCGCAGCUAAAUAUUUUCUUUUAAAAAUUCUACCUCCACAUCCUUCCUGCGGGCUUCCCGACAACUAUCCACCUCCCUCCCUACCCUGCCCCCCUCCCCUCACCGGGCCCUCCCAGCAGUUUUAUUUUUCGGUCUUUCCCGGGCCGAGCCCGGCCGGGGCGGGUGGCUCAGCAGGGCUCGCACCCGGCCUUCCGCCGUCACCGCCGCCGCCCAGCAGCACCGGGGCGCCCUUCGGAGAUGCUGCCGUGGAAGAAGCACAAGUUCGAACUACUGGCCGAGGCGCCGCCGCGGCAGGCGUCCAAGCCCAAGGGCUACGCGGUGAGCCUGCACUACUCCGCUCUCAGCUCGCUGGCGCGGGCGUGCCCCGAAGGCGCGCUCAGCCGGGUGGGCAGCAUGUUUCGCUCCAAGCGCAAGAAACUGCACAUCACCAGCGAGGACCCCACCUACACCGUGCUCUACCUGGGCAAUGCCACCACCAUUCAGGCGCGAGGCGACGGCUGCACCGACCUAGCCGUAGGCAAGAUCUGGAGCAAGAGCGAGGCGGGCCGUCAGGGCACCAAGAUGAAGCUGACCGUGAGUGCGCAGGGUAUCCGCAUGGUGCAUGCCGAGGAGCGCGCGCUGCGCCGCCCGGGCCACCUCUACCUGCUGCACCGCGUCACCUAUUGCGUGGCGGAUGCACGACUGCCCAAGGUCUUCGCCUGGGUAUACCGGCACGAGUUGAAGCACAAGGCAGUAAUGCUGCGCUGCCACGCGGUGCUUGUGUCCAAGCCCGAGAAGGCGCAGGCCAUGGCCCUGCUGCUCUACCAGACGUCGGCCAACGCGCUGGCGGAAUUUAAACGCCUCAAGCGGCGGGACGACGCGCGUCACCAGCAGCAGGAGCUGGUGGGGGCACACACCAUCCCGCUCGUGCCGCUGCGCAAGCUGCUACUGCACGGACCCUGCUGCUACAAGCCGCCAGUGGAGCGCAGCCGCAGCGCACCCAAGCUCGGCUCCAUCACCGAGGACCUGCUCGGCGAGCAGCAGGAACAGGAGCUGCAGGAGGAAGAGGAACAACCCGAGGGCUGCCUGGAGGAGGAGGAGGACCGUACUAAGGAGGGGGACCCGGCGGAGGAGGAGGCCGCGGCGCAGCGGGCGCUGGUAGUAGCCAUGCACUUCGAAUGCGGGGACUUGCUGGACACACUGGAGAGCGGCCACGAGGAGGCGCUGAGGGGCGGCGGGGUCUCGCUGUGCCCGGGGACCGGGCCACCGCCUCUACUGCUGGGCAGCGCCGCCGACAUGAAGGCCGAGUUGUCGCAGCUCAUUAGCGACCUUGGCGAGCUCAGCUUCGGCAACGAUGUGCGCAGCCUGCAGGCGGACUUGCGCGUGACGCGCCUGCUGUCGGGCGAGAGCACCAGCAGUGAGAGCUCCAUCGAGGGCGGGGGCCCGGACGCCACCCCUGCCAUCGCUGGGGACCCGGCCGGCCCCGCCGACGGCGCCAGCCCGGACGAGCCCCACUCGGGCUGAGCUCCUAACAGCCUCCUGCGCACAUCUCGCGUGCCACACCGUGACUCUCCACCAGUCGAUCCAACACCCCCGCUAACUCCCACCUCCACCCCUCGCCCCAGGAAAGGGGAAAUGGGGUACUUGAGGCCAGACCUCCCUUGGGCCCGAGAUCCAGAGUACCCCAUCCCCUCUUCCAUUCAGAAGUUUGGCUCUGUUUGAGGCGGGGCUCAGGCCGUGAGUGAGGCGGGGAGAUGUAGGAGAGGGGAAACCCCCACCCAAAAAGAAGGAGACACAGCUCUGGGGCGGAAAGUGGGGGAAAGGGCCGGCUGAGGUGCCUGCGGACCAGCUUCCUGCUUGUGGGACAGCUGGGGCCUGAGGAGGAGGGGUUAACUUCCGCCCACCCCUCUCACCACUUUCCCCCACCCACCCACCAGGGGCCCGGCGUUGUCACUGACAUGUCAUUAAAAAAAAGAACUUGCUCUCACAAUGUUUGAAGCUUCAAUGUCACCCCUGCCCCCAGUUCUUUUUGGUGUAAGAGCUUGGGUUGUUUACCUCAGACCCAGACCCUUGAAAUCCUGCCAAAUUCCUCAAAUAACUGUUUUUGGGGGUGGGGUGGGGGGGGGGAGAAUGAAAGAAGUUGCAUUUUGUUUACAUUUAAAAACAUCUGAUAUCUAAAAAAGGAGUUUUUCUUUAGAAAUAUAUACCUUCUCCUGCUCAAAAGAUCUCACUCCAUGAUACUGUGUAAAAUAUUUUUGCACUGUUGUGAAGUAUUUUUGACAUCUUUUUUUGUACAUAACUGUCUUCUCAGAGCUAAAUGUUUAUAUCUUUUGCUGUGCAAAAGGGACAUGUAAAAUGUUGUUCAGCUGUAUAUACAGAAAUGUGUAUAAAACAUUUUGUUAUUUUUUACGAGUGGCACUGUUCUGGUUGUUUGCACACUUGGGGAGAGAAUAAAGAGGAAAAUUUAACAGAA